This is a messenger RNA of Penicillium macrosclerotiorum, 1368 nucleotides long. RefSeq names its product FAD-binding oxidoreductase. Gene Ontology annotation, molecular function: FAD binding; oxidoreductase activity. The record is from RefSeq and is a predicted model, not a curated record. NCBI's taxonomy places the organism in Eukaryota, Fungi, Ascomycota, Eurotiomycetes, Eurotiales, Aspergillaceae. Bases 1 to 1368 code for a protein of 455 amino acids. The transcript is spliced from 5 exons.
AUGAUACUUUUUCCCGGCUCUUCAAUCAGUGCCAUCGGAAUUCUCCAGCCCUUGGUGGCUGCGUCAUUGCAGAGCCAAUACGUCUUCGCUCAAGCUCUAACAGCCGCACAAGUCCAACGAGAACUGGGACCACUACUCUCUUCCAUUACGGCGAUAUUCGGACCUUCAGAUCCUCGGUGGUCCAAUGAAACGGAGAGGUAUCGAAAUUAUGCGCCUCCUCAUAUCCAGCUCGUAGUGCAGCCAGGACGGGAGUCGGACAUCCCGAUAAUCGUUCAAUAUGCGAACAAUAAGAGUAUUGAUUUCUUUGUGGUCAAUCGCGGUCAUGCUUUGACCUCCACUGUCGGGGAAUUCACUGGUAUCCAAAUCGAUGUGAGAAGCCUGAAAGACAUCGCUGUCCACCCGAAUGGAAAGACUGCAAGGCUCCAAGCAGGGACUUAUAACUUCGAGGUGAUUGAGACACUUUGGAAAAAUGGAUACAUUGCAACUUCCGGAACAUGCAGCUGUGUCGGUAUGGUCGGUCCUGCCCUUGGAGGCGGUCAUGGGCUGUUUCAGGGACAAUACGGCUUGAUAAGUGACAAUCUUGUCAGCCUCAAUAUGGUUCUUGGAAAUGGGACAGCCAUCACGGUCAAUGAAACAAAUAAUUCCGAUCUGUGGUGGGCUAUGCUUGGAGCAGGACAUAAUUUCGCCAUUGUCACCAGUUUUGACCUGAAGAUUCACCCUGCGAUAAAGAGCCCCUGGUACUACAAAGAAUUUGCAUUCGGAGGAGAUCAACUCGAGGCACUAUUUGAAAAUUUGAACAAAUUCCAUAACAACGGUACCAUGGCCCCGACUGUGGCCGGGAGUUUUGGCGUGUAUGCUAUGGAUGUCAGCAUUAGCAAGACUGAGGCCGUUAUUCUAUGGACGUUUGUUUAUAAUGGCAGCCAAGCAGACGCGGAGCCAUCUCUGGCUCUUUUUGAUCAGUUAGGUGCCAUCUCUCAUAUAGACGGAGUGGUUUCGUAUCCCGAAGUCUCGGAUGUGCUGGGAAGUGGUCUGACGUCCGAGCUCUGUGCGGCCAACCGAACCCAUAUCAUCUCGACGGCUGGUCUUCAAGUCUACAACGUUACUGCGUACUUUGACGUGACCCUCAAAGCUAACUCGGGUUUGGAACACCUCGCGCGAGAAUGGGCUGCCGAAACACGUGAACUUUGGAAUGCAGGCCAGUCGUGGCGUCGUCCGACAACCUACGUUAACUAUGCUGCGGGGGAUGAAUCUGUGGAAUCCAUGUAUGGCUAUGAGCCCUGGCGCUUGCAAAGAUUGCGGGGCCUCAAAGAUCAUUACGACCCUGAAAACCGAUUCUCCUAUUACAAUCCCAUCAUCCCGCGCGAAUAG